This is a messenger RNA of Capsella rubella, 1473 nucleotides long. RefSeq names its product sucrose transport protein SUC8. Gene Ontology annotation, molecular function: sucrose:proton symporter activity. Lineage: Eukaryota; Viridiplantae; Streptophyta; Magnoliopsida; Brassicales; Brassicaceae. Gene Ontology annotation, biological process: sucrose transport; transmembrane transport. The record is from RefSeq and is a predicted model, not a curated record. The coding region runs from base 1 to 1473 and encodes 490 amino acids. Gene Ontology annotation, cellular component: vacuole; plasma membrane. The transcript is spliced from 3 exons.
AUGAGUGACCUCCAAGAGAAAAACCCUUCAAAGGCUGUGGAGAAACAGUCUUCUUCGUCGGAUGUAGAUGGGCCAUCGCCGUUGAGAAAGAUGAUAUCAGUGGCUUCAAUCGCUGCUGGUAUACAAUUCGGUUGGGCUCUUCAGCUGUCUCUGCUAACUCCGUACGUGCAACUUCUCGGAGUUCCACACAAAUGGUCAUCUUUUAUUUGGCUUUGUGGUCCUGUCUCCGGCCUCCUUGUCCAACCAACUGUUGGUUACUAUAGUGAUCGAUGCCGGUCAAGGUUCGGUCGUCGCCGUCCUUUCAUCGCCACCGGUGCCUUUCUUGUUGCCAUUGCUGUUUUCUUAAUCGGAUACGCUGCUGAUAUUGGCCACAUCUUGGGAGACAAACUCGACGACCAUGUAAAGGGCAAAGCCGUUGUUAUCUUCGCUCUUGGAUUCUGGAUCCUUGACGUGGCUAACAACACUCUCCAAGGACCCUGCCGAGCUUUCCUCGGGGAUUUGGCAGCCGGAGACGCUAGGAAAACGCGUACCGCAAACGCAGCUUUCUCGUUUUUCAUGGCCGUUGGAAACGUUUUGGGAUACGCAGCUGGAUCGUACACUCACCUCCACAAGAUAUUUCCUUUCACAAUCACUAAAGCAUGUGACCUCUAUUGCGCAAAUCUAAAGAGUUGUUUCUUCCUCUCCAUCACUCUCCUCCUCGUCUUCACCAUCAUAUCUCUUUGGUACGUGGAAGAAAAACAAUGGUCACCAAAUGAAGACUCUGAAGAAGGAAAGAAAACUCCCUUCUUCGGCGAGAUCUUUGGAGCCUUCAAGGUGAUGAAACGUCCAAUGUGGAUGCUACUCAUCGUCACGUCUUUGAACUGGAUCGCUUGGUUCCCUUUUCUUUUAUUCGAUACUGACUGGAUGGGUCGUGAAAUUUACGGUGGAAGCUCAGAAGGAGAUGACAAGAUGAAGAAACUUUACAACCAAGGAGUCCACGUUGGUGCAUUGGGAUUGAUGCUUAACUCAAUCGUUCUUGGGUUCUUUUCGCUUGGUAUUGAAGGUACCAGUAGGAAAAUUGGAGCUAAAAGACUUUGGGGAGCUGUGAAUAUCAUCCUUGCCGUGUGUUUGGCAAUGACGGUUUUGGUUACUAAAAAGGCUGAGGAACACCGCAGAAACGUUGGUGCAAUGGCACUUCCCACUGAUGACAUCAAAGCUGGAGCAUUGACGCUCUUUGCCCUCCUUGGAAUUCCUCUAGCCAUUACUUUCAGUAUUCCAUUUGCACUGGCUUCCAUAAUUUCAAGUAGCACCGGCGCGGGCCAAGGACUCUCUCUAGGAGUUUUAAAUAUGGCAAUCGUGAUUCCACAAAUGAUUGUAUCGUUUGGAGUUGGUCCUAUUGAUGCAUUGUUUGGAGGUGGAAAUUUACCAGGAUUUGUGGUCGGAGCAAUUGCAGCUGCUAUUAGCAGUGUUGUAGCAUUUACCGUUUUACCUUAA